This is a messenger RNA of Fundulus heteroclitus (mummichog), 1953 nucleotides long. RefSeq names its product phosphatidylinositol glycan anchor biosynthesis, class B (gene pigb). The transcript has 12 exons. The record is from RefSeq and is a predicted model, not a curated record. Gene Ontology annotation, cellular component: endoplasmic reticulum membrane. Gene Ontology annotation, molecular function: alpha-1,2-mannosyltransferase activity. NCBI's taxonomy places the organism in Eukaryota, Metazoa, Chordata, Actinopteri, Cyprinodontiformes, Fundulidae. The coding region runs from base 298 to 1869 and encodes 523 amino acids. Gene Ontology annotation, biological process: GPI anchor biosynthetic process.
GCAAAACGACCAAGACACCGGAAAUAAGCUUUGAGUGCGGAAGCACUGAUGAACCUGCAUGAUGUGUCCAAACUCGGAAAUUAAAGUAGAUUAAAAUAUUUAUAUAUUUUAUGUUGGGAGUCGGACAAACAGGGAAAGUUUCACAGCAGCUGCUGCAACCUUCGGUUAAACGGGUUCAUCCUAAAUAAGUUAAUCUGACCGGGUGUGAUCCCGUGUCCUGCUCCGACAGGUGAGUCCUGCACCGACAGGUGAGUCCUGCUCCGACAGGUGAGCCAUGUCCGCCCGCGGCGUCUGACCAUGGAGAACCUGCGCUCUCGCCUCAAGUUCGGGAGCAAAGCCGAGGACGUGAAGCUGAGGAAACGGAGGUCCCUGCUUUACUCCAAGGAGGAUGGGACGCUUUUAAACCACGGCAUCCUGAGGGUGGCUGUCUUCACUGUGGUGUUCAGACUGGUCAACUGUCUCCUGGUCCAGACCAGCUUUGUCCCCGAUGAGUACUGGCAGUCCCUGGAGGUGGCCCAUCGGAUGGUCUUUAAUUAUGGGUAUCUGACCUGGGAGUGGAAAGCGGGAAUCCGAGGAUUCACGUAUCCUUUGUUCUUUGCCUUCUUCUACAAGAUACUACACCUCCUAAACUACGACACAGUCUAUCUCCUGAUUUGGCUCCCUCGGGUGGUUCAAGCACUUCUGGCUGCGUUUGCUGAUGUCAAAUUCUUCUCACUCCUCCGGACAUUGGAGACUGAGGACACCGCAAGAUGGACGUUCUUCUGCCACCUGUGCUCCUGGUUCUCCUGGUUCUGCUGCACCAGGACUCUGACGAACACCACAGAGACCACCCUCACCUGUUUGGCUCUCUUCUACUUUCCUCUGCCGGGGGCCAAAACAUCCAGCAGUGGAAAGUACUUGUCCCUGGUGGCCUUGGCUGUGGUGGUGCGUCCGACGGCCCUGAUCGUCUGGUUUCCUCUGCUGUUGUACCAUUUCUGGCAGGAGGAGAACAAACUGAGGCUCGUCACUCGUAGCUACAUUCCUAUAGGGAUGUCGGCGGUGCUAAUUUCAGCGCUGAUCGACUGUCUGUUCUACGAAAAGUGGACGCUGGUGCAGUUCAACUUCAUCAAGUUUAACAUCCUGCACGGCGUGGCGGGUUUCUACGGCUCCCACCCCUGGCACUGGUACUUCACCCAGGGCUUCGCCGUCGUCGUCGGCCCCCAUCUUCCCUUCUUUCUGCACGGCUGCAGCCUCGCCUUCAGGAAAUACAAAAUCCUGCUGGCCACGGUGGUUUGGAUCGUUGGCGUGUACAGUUUGCUUCCCCACAAGGAGUUCCGGUUCAUCUACCCCGUGCUGCCGUUCUGUAUGAUCUUCUGCGGGAUUUCUUUAGCCCGCCUCAAAGCGUGGCGGCGCCCAGCCGCAGCCCUCCUCGCGGUGUCCAACCUGGUUCUGGCUCUGUACACGGGUCUGGUACACCAGCGAGGCACUCUAGACGUCAUGGACCGCCUUCAUACGCUCUGCGAGCCCACAGUGGAUCCGGCCCGCCCACAGUCGGACGUCCUCUUCCUCAUGCCCUGCCACUCCACGCCUUAUUACAGCCACGUCCACUGUCCUCUGAAGAUGAGGAUCCUGGAGUGUCCUCCAGACCUCGGAGAGGACGGAUACUUUGAAGAAGCGGCGCAGUUCUACAACAAUCCUCUUCUCUGGCUCAGGACUUCAUUUCCAUACAAAUCCUCCCUGCCAACACAUCUGGUUUUAUUUGAUGUUUUGGAAAAGGAAAUCUCCACAUUCCUGCAAGGGAAUAACUUCACGAGGACAGCAGAGAUAUUUCACAGUCACGUUGCAGAGGGAAGAGUUGGAGGAAGCAUCUUUAUUUAUGAAAGGCACUGACGAAACAGCAGAAACACUGAAGAAAAUAUUCUCUUGGAGAAAAUGUAACAAUUCUCUACUGUAAUAAAUAUUUUAAACUCCCAA